AUAUUUUGUUUUAUAAUACGUAAUGUAUUUAAAAGAAUUCGUUCGAAAAUUAACAUUCCUGCUGUUGGGAAUUUUGGUGGAAAAAUUUGGACACAAUUUCAUAACAGCUGAUUUUUAUUUUGAUUUUUAUUAGCGAACUGUCUCGUUUGGUAACUUUAAUUUUUCAUUUUUUCAUUUAAAAAUUAUGACAAUAUAGAACAACCGCACAAUGCUUCGUUUAAUUACGCGAUCCACUGUUUCUCAACAUUUAGCUUGCAAUAAUACCAUUAAAUUUCUACCAAGUUUUACACAAAACUCACAGCAAUUACUUUUAAAAGAUAAUGAGGCAGUGAUUUCAAUGCAACAGAAGCGUUACGUUUCUUCGACAACGGACUCGUCUUUUAUUUCUAGCAUUUGGCAAUCGCUUUCAAAUAGUGUUCCCGUUGAGUAUAUGCAACAUACUCUAAUAACAAUUCAUGAUUAUUCUGGACUGCCAUGGUGGGCCUCUAUUAUCAUGUCAACUGUAGUUUUUCGUACAGCAAUAACACUACCAUUAACAGUAUAUCAAUAUAAGAUAACUGCUCGUCUAGAAACAAUUACUCAUGAAAUGCCUCCAAUUGUAAAGGAAUUGAAGAAAGAAGCUGUUAUGGCUAUGAAAAAAUUUAACUGGACAGAGCAGCACACUAAAAUUGUUUAUAACAGAUCAAUUAGAAAGCAGUGGAACAAACUAGUUGUGCGAGAAAACUGUCAUCCAGCAAAAACACUUAUUGUGCUUUGGGGGCAAAUACCACUGUGGAUAUGCCAAUCAGUAGCAUUGCGCAAUAUUGUACAAAUGUUGCCGGAUCCAAAUAGUCUCCAAGCCCAAGUAGCUUUUACCGAACUUACAAUUGGUGGUUUUGGUUGGAUACCGAAUUUAACUCAAGUCGACAGCUCAUAUAUACUGCCUGUAGCAUUAGGUCUUAUUAAUUUAAGUAUUAUUCAGGUACAAUCACAUUUAAGAAAUAAACCACCUGGUCGCCUGCAAAAAUAUGCUACCAACGCCUUUAAAUUAUUUAGUAUUGGAAUGGUGCCAAUUGCAUGCACAGUUCCAUCGGCUCUGUGUUUAUACUGGGUGGCUUCUAGUUCAUAUGGCCUGACUCAAAAUCUUUUAUUGCUUUCACCUAAAAUUCGUCGUGGCUUCGGUAUACCACAAACUGAAAAUGAAAUACAAAAUCCAUAUGAAAGGCUGUGGAAAAUGAUAACACUUAAAAAGGAUGUACAAAUUGUAACACCGACAAAAGAGCCGAAGAUAGAUUUGAAUUCAGAUUUACAACAAAAUGAUGAGGAUUCAAAAGAGCAGCCAAAAAACAAAACGAAAGAACAUAGACUGAAGUGAAAUAUUUUAAAAUAAAACCUUUAUUCUAAUAGAAUUGAACCUAAAACAUAAAGAUAUGUACAAAAUAUCUACCAUAAAAGCUUUGUAUGUAAUGAGAAAUGUAUAGAAUAUAAAUUUCUAGUUUCAAAUUAGGCCUCAAGUUGUGAUGUACAUAUUUAUUUUUAUCUGAAU
Teleopsis dalmanni is the source of this 1525-nucleotide messenger RNA. Its product is annotated as cytochrome c oxidase assembly protein COX18, mitochondrial. Gene Ontology annotation, biological process: protein insertion into mitochondrial inner membrane from matrix; mitochondrial respiratory chain complex IV assembly. The transcript has 4 exons. The record is from RefSeq and is a predicted model, not a curated record. Gene Ontology annotation, molecular function: membrane insertase activity. NCBI's taxonomy places the organism in Eukaryota, Metazoa, Arthropoda, Insecta, Diptera, Diopsidae. Gene Ontology annotation, cellular component: mitochondrial inner membrane. Bases 209 to 1354 code for a protein of 381 amino acids.